Messenger RNA from Heterocephalus glaber (naked mole-rat), 6243 nucleotides. The record is from RefSeq and is a predicted model, not a curated record. Lineage: Eukaryota; Metazoa; Chordata; Mammalia; Rodentia; Bathyergidae.
AUUAUGUGCCCUGUGGGUGUUGGCCAAGGGUGACCAGGUGCCAGACAGUGGGGCGCCUGCGUCAUGAAUUUGUAGAUGUCCCAAUUUCCCUUUGUACAGUCAGGGCAUACGGAUGUCACGUCCCCACUACUCAUGGAGGUAUGAGUGAGGGGCUUUUCUGUAAAUGGAUUUACAAUUUCUCCCUGUAAUCCCGGCCUAGUAGCCAUUUCUGAAGUAAUGACUUUUAUCCUUUCAGUGAUUUCCCGGGGAGUACAGCACCGAGGUAAUCACUACCGCAGAAAGCAAAAGCAAAGGACCGAGUUGUGGUUUCAGCCACAGUCUUGGUUUCACUGGAGCUGUGUCAAGCAGCGAGAUUGUGACCAUGGCCUGCACCAAUAAAUGUUAUGAACUUAUAAAAAUAUCAUUGAUGUGUUAGCAUCAGCCAGGAUCUCAACUGGAUAAAAGAGCCAGCAUCCAGUGCUGAUGAGGUGGAAGAGCAGGAGUAGGAAGAGGACAGGUGCUCGCCUAGACUACCAGAUUUACUGGAAGUUGGAUAAGAAGCUAAUGUCCCUUCUGAAAAGCUUGCAGAGGCUGCUCCCUGGCCAAGGACGCUCUCAACAGCCCGUAUACCAACACCACUCUGCUGAUGUGUGUACAAGAGCACCUGUCACAGCCAGAUGAGGAGAAAGCAGACCCUGCUGCUCCGUCCCUGGUAGAGGCUGCCCCCUCUCCUCUCAUUCUGCACCUUCCUCCUCCGGCCUCCUCUCUAUCACCAGGCCCAUCAGCAACCUCCUCCGAUUUUGUGUGUUCACCCACACCCCUUACCAACUCUCAAACCCCGGAGCCCCUGCUUCCCCUGGGAAGACUUUCACCCCAGCCACUUGCACUUUCCCUUUCCCCACCAUGUCCCCCAGAUCCUGCCACAACCCCACAACCCUGGUGGGACACAAGAGAGAAGCCAGAACAGCAGCUCGGUCCUCAUAUCCCAAGAUCCUGGGGGUCCACUUUCAGCAGAAACGGAUCCAGCUUUUCUGGGGUUUGCCCUCUCUGCACAGUGAAUCCAUAACAGCUGCUGCCUGGGUCUCUCAGAACCCUCCCAUUCCACACCUUCCCACCUUCUUAUUCAACAGAACCUCACGUUUGCCCAGUUCACACGCAGGAUCAAAUGUCUCCACUGCUGUCCCUGGCCCAGGCCCCAUCCUGUUUGGAGCCCCAAUCCCCACCCCAACCCCAGCCCCCAGCUCUGGGUCAGGCCCAGACUCGGAACCACCUGCAAUCCUCUCCCCCUGUCCUGUUAGCACCUUCUCUGCCCCUCAGUAGGGGCUGUGGAGCAUCCUGUUCUAUAUCCCAUAACCCACAGUCACUCAUCUCAGAUGAAAUUCAACACCCAGGAAGGCCCUUGUCGAAGAAACACCUAGAACAUGGGCGGACUGUUCCCUCAGCAGUCCAAAGCCCUCAGGAGGGUUACUGUCCCUCCACUCCCAACCUUUGCCAAGGCAAGGGUGCCGCUGCCACUCUUCAUGAGAGUUUUUCAGUCAGCUCUGAGGACUGGGAAAAACUAGAGCAACACAUUCGAAAGUGGCACAUUCAGUACCAGCGGGACCUGCCCUGCAGGAUCCAGGAGUCUCAAGAAACUCACACAGCCUCAGUGUGACUUAGCUCAUUCACCUCAGGCAAAGGACAAACCUGGGCUCUCACAGUCAUCCAUGUCUAUAGGUGAAUGCAGCAAGGAUGUGCAGAAGAUGAGGUUCCAGCUAAUGAGGGACUCAGGCAAGAAUUUGGGGCAUAUUCUAUGCAAGGUACCCAAAGAUCUCUCCAGGGCCCUAGGAAGCUCCCCAGUGAAGGUUCUGGAGACAGUCUCUGAGGAGUCAGAGAGAAACCUGAUGUGGCCCAUAGACAAUGACACAAGAAAUGACUCAUUCGGAAGCAGAGAUAAGACACAUCUAGAAGCCAUGCUGAAACCACAUUUGGGUGUGAAGAUGUGGCAGAUCCAUGAGGGGCUGAUCUCUCUGAGAGUGCGCCGGUCCUGGCUCACUGUAAACGAUGUCUUUUCCACGUCUCACACCCCCAAGAAAACCAGAAAUCCAGCAUCCUCCAGGAGUCAGGAAACCUGUGUGACCACCAUCCAGAAGUUUUUCCCCAAUCCACCCACCCUGCAGGACCUGGAGAUGCACAGUACAAGGUGUAGGGUGAGGCACAGGUGGGGCCUCCCCAUCAAGCUCCUCAAGGUUGUGAACAUCUUUAAGUCUACAAAGGCUGCACCCUCACCCUUUCCACAGUUUGCCCAUCCCUCCUCCUCUGCCAGUGUGUCCUGGGCCAACUCAACAGUGGAGGAUGCUGCCAAGUUCCUGGGAAAACCACCUCAGGGAUAUCUGGGAGAGGAGGCAACAGUCAGGCAGUCUGUCCCCACACUGGGCAGUCUCCUUGUCUCCUCUAUUUUGUGUAAGGAGACCGAGAGGGCCCUGACAGGGAUCCCUCUUGGUGAUGGCUGGGGGUCCUCACAGGCCCCCCUCACUAGACAGGACAGUGUGGGGCCUUCACAGCAACUCACAUCCAACCUCAUGGGCAGAACCUGUGAGAGCAAGACCAUCCAAAGGGUUGGCAGAGACAGCCCAGAAUUUCCCUUGCUUCCUGGAAUAUGUGUCACCCAAGAGGCAGGAGAGCCAAGCCUUUGGGCAGACACUGGAUACAAGUUUCAGCACGGAGUGGAGGUCAAAUCAGUGAGCCAUUGUCAAGUCUGUGUCUCAGGUGCCCACCUUCCAGACUCUUCCACUGACACUCUCUGUGCUUCACACUGCUGUUUGCCAUGUCCCAGUGCCAUCACCACAGCAUGCCUCUAGGGGACAUGCUAGCUUCACAGCUGUUAGGUGACCUAAUGGCAGACAGAGGGAACAGCCUGGGCCAGCAGAAGCCCUGGAUCCUGAAACAUCAGCACUCACUGAAGAGCCAAAGCAAGACAUCUGUCCCUGCUGACAAGCAUGAGGUUGGUAGGAGCCCCAGCUCAAGAAAACCUGAAGACAGGUUGGGAGACUUGGGGACCUGUGAGCCCACCCAGGAUGGGGGGAAUAGAAGACACCUUAGAGAGUAAAUGCCUUCAGCUUCCACAAAAGAAACGAGUCCCCUCAGAAGGCUACUUCCAAAGAAGCAUGAAGAAAUUAACUACAGUGGGUUUUACCUAAGAAAGAAAUCAAAGGGCAGGAAGACACCCAGAAAAAUGGCAAGCCUGCACUCGCCAUGGCCCAGAGUCAGAGACCAGCCAAACACAGACCUCGCGUGGACCACAAGACUGAUGAGGCUGAGCAGCUCAAGACAGCAGUUGAGCAGAUGCUAGAAGCCAAAAUGAUGCUUCAGCAUGAAUUUUGUGCCUUGAAAUUCAAUCAGCACAGAGGAAAAAGGUCACACCUCAUCUCCCAGGUUUCCUGCUCCUCAGAGCACAGGAGAAAGCCAGGACAUGCAACCACCCUCGAGUGCCACAGCUGUCCUACCAGGAAGAGGCACCCCAUGGCCAAGAGUCCUUGAAAACUGGACAGCUCAACAGUGAGCAGCAGGGCCAGAGGCAUGCCCACCCCUCCUUCCCCAUCAAGGCUGUGUCCCCAAUCAGCCCCUCCCAGUGUGGCCCAACAGUGUCCAGGGCACCAGGCCAACAAUAUUACUGUCCAAGGCAUGGUCUUCUUCAGAGAGGUGUCUUGACUGGACAACAGGGAAAUUUCUCUCCAGGCUGUCUUAGUAGGAAAACACAUGUCCAAGAAAAAAAAAACCUAUAUAGAGGAAAAUGAUUUUUCUCAUGUUAUGCAUCCAAGAUAUUUACUGUAACCCAAAACACUGAUGUUUCCUCCUAAGAGAAAUGGCUUCUGUCUGCCCCGUGCUUGGUGUGGGGUCUGGUGUCUAGAAGGGAGCAGUGUGGUGGAGGUGACGGGGGUAUAAGCCCACCUUCAUCCUUAUUUCCUUCACUGAUCCUUGCUUCCAUCAUUAUAGGAACAAAAACUCUAAAACCAAGCCAGGAAAAACCAGUGACAAUCCAACCCCAGGAUCUGGUUCAACCCAUCUUUCCACUGCUCCCUGCUCCCCAACCUUAUGGCAGCGGUAGGACCAGGGACACAGAGACAUUUUAAGCUGAAAAUUCCCCCACAGGUUCCACAAAGGUCAGAGCCACAUAGCUCCACUGGUCCCAAAAUGGGGGGCAGUCUGCAUGUGAGGAUGCUGGGCCCUGAGUUCAGAAGUGGGAGAAAUCUUGCCCUUGACCUCCCGGUGGGGGACAGAUGAUGUCCACCCUUGGGAAGCCCCUCCUCUCCCUGGCAAAGGCUUGGACGGAGAGGGCCCUUCUGGGUUCAGCUGAGAUGGAAAGUUCAGAGUCCCCAUCCCAGGGCCUUGGCCCUCCUCACACUAGAGCAGCAGUGAGGACAAAAUCCAGCUACAGGGCCGUGGCUGGCAGUGGUCAGGGGGCCCUCCUCAUGGGUGAGCAAAUGGUCCUGCUCACGGCUCAUUUAUCCUGGUGCAUCUUGCGACUCCAGUUAGUGGUUCUGGGUGGAGGCACCAGGGCUGUGCCAGCACAGUAACUCAUGGACAGGCACUGGGAACAAGGAGAUGUGGAAUGAGAAUUGAAAAUGCUGGAGCCAGGCAGGAAGCAGAGUGGCACAAGGAUGGUGAAGGGAAUGGGGCGCUCCCAAGGUUCGGCUGUCAUCCACCAGCAGACAGGAGGCAACAUUAGGGGCCAAGUGGCUCACCCUGGCCCUGCCACAGGGCCCUGUCUGCUCCAGAUCCCAGACCCAGAGAAGCCGCUUUCAGUUCCCACGCAGAGGGCCAGAUUUGAGAGGGAGCAGAGCAUGUUAGCAAAGAUUGAUUUCUUAUCAAUACAUUGAUAAGAAUGUAACUUGUAUAUGCUCACCUCUUGCAGAAAGGAUGAAUGACAAUGGUGGAGAAGAUAGGACAAGGGAACCUGAGAUGUGACUCAAAGUCUGGUGACCUGUACAUGUGUAUGCAGCUCCAAGCCUGUCCCUAGAGGAGAGGAGGGACUCAGAAGGGUCCAGAGCCUGCUCAAGGGUCACACAGCAAGUCUUGCCUGGCUCCCAGCCCUUGCUUAGCCAGGAGCCCACAGUUGAAGAGGUGGUCACACAGGGUUUGUGCCACAAGGAGGCUGGAAGUGACCUGUCCCAAUCCCUGGGGGCUGGGCCAGUCCAGGAGGAGAGCCCUCAGUUUCUAGCAUAUGUUUCCUUUCUGGUGGGCCCUGGUCCUCAUGGAAAAGCAGAGCGGCUCAAGUGGCAGGGAGAGGAGCAGCUACUUUUCCAGAAAGCAUUUCCUGUGGUGUGUGGCACACCGGGCAGCCACAGGCACAGCCCGGGGGCCUCAAUCCUGGGGCACAGCAUCCUACACCAAGCGAAGAUUAUCCAGACAAGGGGAACAGGGACAGAGACGCUCCCCUGAAGAGUCCUGUUGGUCAGCACAGAGACCUCUCAGUCAGCACACAAAGACCCCCACUCCCCAGAGACCUCACAGAUUCUUUAGGUUCUCAAUCAUUGCAGAAACCUCACAGAGAACCCUCAGACUCCACAGACAUGUUGCAGAGCCCUCCCACAGACACCAUGCUUACACUUUCCACAGAGACCUAACUCAGCCCUUGGUAGAGACUCCCGCAGAGCUUGAGCAGAGACAUCACAUUGCUCAAUAGAGCUCAAAAGCAGGAACCUCUGUCAGAGACCUCAUGGGACAUAGCCUUCACACUGCCCCACGAGCCCACAUCUUCCACAGAGCUUGCACACGGACUUCUCACAGGGAUCUGUGCUGCCCCACAGGCCAUCACACAGAAACCCAGUACAGAGCUUUCACAAGGGGCUUCCCUCAGAGAGCUGACAGAGAGAUGUCUCCCCCACAGACACCACAACAGAGCCCAUACAGAGCUCUCCCACCCCACAGAGUCCUCCUGUGGAGACCUCACACAGAAGCUCCCAGGAGACCACAAAGCUCACAAGGAAACUCUGUAGUCCCCACAGAGACCUCACCUGGGGUUGUCUCCAGAAAUGGGGCACAGAGACCUUACACAGACACCUCGCAUAUCCUUUUUAGAACCCUGAGCAGCUACUCUUUGACAGGUCCUUCCCAGGGGAGGUGGAACCACUGAGCAAACUGGCAGCAUAGGUGGGAGCCCCAUGGGUUUUGCCCUUGAGAAUCUCAAGACACCCAGGCAUUGUCAGCAUCACACUACUGCAGACAGCUAAAUUAGAAAAUAUUAUGAGACAGUUGGUGAUAUAUGUGCACCCAUGUUCAUAG